This is a messenger RNA of Symbiodinium pilosum, 906 nucleotides long. Lineage: Eukaryota; Dinophyceae; Suessiales; Symbiodiniaceae. The record is from the annotation of a GenBank genome assembly.
AUGUCCCACUGCUUGGGCGACAAGUCUUGGGAGACGCCGAUCGGGGCAGUUGCAGAGGCUUCUUUGGACGUGCUCGACUUCGUUGAGACAAUCUAUGGUGACAUUGUAGAGUUUGGUGGGCAGGGCCCGGACACCAGCCGAAUAAACGCGGAAGGGAACAUCUACCUCAAAACAAACUUUCCAAAGCUGACGUACAUCAGAUCAGCCACAAUUCUUGAUGACGGCGCUGACUUCCAAGGCGGUGCGCAGGCCGAGGUUCAGGAAGACCCCAGUUCUGCAAGCCGUGCGGCGAGGGAAGCAGAAGGUGUGGCAAGGGCAAAUGCGAACUCCGCUCAACAUGCCUUGCAGCAGGCCCAAGUUGCUGCAGCGGCAGACUCCGUGGAGGAACUGCGGCAAGCAGCCAGGCGAGCGCGGCAAGCGGCUGACGCUGCAGAGGCGGCGGCCAAGGCCGCGGAGGCUGCCUUGGCUGCUGCAGAGGGGAAGCAGGCUUUUUCUGCUACUCACUUCAAUCCGACUCCGCAGAUGCAGCCGGCUUUGCCAGCUGUAGGGGCGCCGCAGAUGGCCCCACAUCCCGUGCAUCCGAUGGUGCCAUCACCAUGUCCAGGUCAGCCACAGCGAAUGCUGAGCAACAUGGUCCCUGUUGUUGGGAAUCCGGCUGCUCAGGCCUUUCACCCUGCCCAUGCAGCACCACCGAUGCAACAGAUGCCUCUUAGACCAUUGUUGCCGAAUGGCCAGGCUAUGGGGCCUCCUCUCAUGGGACUUCCCGGCUGCAGACCCACUCCUCCACAAGUUGCACAGGGGGCGUUCCCUGUGAUGAGCAACGGCUGCUGUGGAGUUCCCCAAGCAAUGCCACAAACGAUGCCUCAGGUGCGACCUUGCCAGCCACCUCCGAUGGACCUCACCUGA